This is a messenger RNA of Lingula anatina, 1083 nucleotides long. RefSeq names its product S-phase kinase-associated protein 1. The record is from RefSeq and is a predicted model, not a curated record. Gene Ontology annotation, biological process: ubiquitin-dependent protein catabolic process. NCBI's taxonomy places the organism in Eukaryota, Metazoa, Brachiopoda, Lingulata, Lingulida, Lingulidae.
AGAUUCCAGAUUGCAACCCAAAGCUGACGUCACUUGUGUUGAGAAGCUGUUGUUCAUUUGUAGGUUGUGUGUACCGAUUUUGGAGGAUUUAGACGAGUGAAAGUAAAGAAUAUACACGAUGCCUAAUAUAAAGCUACAGAGCUCAGAUGGGGAAAUAUUUGAAGUAGAUGUGGAAAUUGCCAAACAGUCUGUGACAAUCAAGACCAUGUUGGAAGAUUUGGGAAUGGAUGAAGAUGAAGAAGAAGCUGUUCCUCUUCCUAAUGUAAAUGCUGCCAUAUUAAAGAAAGUAAUCCAGUGGUGCACCUACCACAAGGAUGACCCACCUCCCCCUGAGGAUGAUGAAAACAGAGAGAAAAGAACAGAUGAUAUAAGCUCUUGGGAUGUGGAAUUUUUAAAAGUAGACCAGGGGACAUUGUUUGAAUUAAUACUAGCAGCCAACUAUCUAGAUAUCAAGGGUUUACUAGACGUGACCUGCAAAACAGUGGCUAAUAUGAUCAAAGGCAAGACACCAGAAGAAAUCAGGAAGACCUUCAAUAUCAAAAAUGAUUUUACACCUGCAGAGGAAGAGCAGGUACGGAAAGAGAAUGAAUGGUGUGAAGAGAAGUGAAGAAGUCACAUGUGCAACAACAAGACUUUAAACAUCGUGUCAAAAUGCCACCUUGAAGACCUCUCUCAAGUCACUUUUAAUAUGUGGAAAGUUGAUAUAUAGACAUAUAUGUAUAUGCUCCUGUUGUGGUGUAUUUUAUUGUGGUACAGCAGUCAUUUUACUGACAUAAUUACAGCAUUGACAACACUGUGGUGUAUAUUUUGCUGGCUGUACCUUAUAUUCUUCUGAUUCAUUGGAUUCUUCAAUGUCAACCAGCCUGCAAAACUGAAUCUGUUGAUACCCAAUAGAAUCAGAACUUAGCCACUCUAAUCCAAGUUUUCCUGAUUUUAAACAGACUUUCAGCACAAGUAGUAUUCCAUCUUACAUACACCUGUAUAUAUUUCAUGCAGCUUGCUUAUAUGAUCAGAAUUUUGUUUUUUGUCGUCAGAUUUGUUUCAUUUAAUAAAUUGAUAAAUAAGUCAGUUUUUAAGCGAUCA